This is a messenger RNA of Ilex paraguariensis (yerba mate), 156 nucleotides long. Lineage: Eukaryota; Viridiplantae; Streptophyta; Magnoliopsida; Aquifoliales; Aquifoliaceae. The record is from the annotation of a GenBank genome assembly.
AUGAAAAGGUACGAGAAAACAACGACUGCUUUGCUCGAAGCCAAAUGGAAGAUUGAGGAUCUCCAAAAGAACAACAACAUGCUCGGUAGAAAGUUGUUUGCUUCUGAUAACAAAUUUGUCAAACUUUCGAAAAAGGUCAUAGACUUUGAAAGCAAG